CUGGGCCUCACCUUUGCCCUCCCUCCUGUUUCCUACAGAGGCUGCGUGGGAGGGGCAGCCACCAGCACCAGUCCCAGGACUUGUCUGCACUCCCAGGGCAGGGCACUCCUUCUCCCCUCCUCCCCAGCUGUGGGGCCUGAGCACCCGCCACUCGGGAUAAACCCAGGAGAAUCCAAGCGGUCCCCAGACCUCUUGUUGGCUACCACCCUGGGGCUGGCCUGCGGGUGCCCAGCCUGCCCGGUCUGGGAGGAGCUCCUCAGCCCUUAAGCCCCUCAGCACUGUGGCCUCCAGGGCUUCAGGAGGAAAAGGGUGGACAAGUGGAAGAGGCAGGUGUGGAGGCCGUGAAGGUGGAGUUCUGGGCAGGGUGGCCGUGCCCCUGGUAUUGAUUGGAACUUAGUGAUGUGGGGUGGCCCCGGCAGGAGAGAGGCCCCCUGGAGCAGAGGUUGAGAUGGACAGGGUGGUGCUGGCUCCCACCUGAGCAGCCUGGCAGCUGACAGUAGUGCCCAGGGAUGGGAGGUUCCAUCUCACCAGACACCAAGGGCCACUUCCAUGCCUGGGCCUCCGCUCCAGAGAACCGCCAGGAAGAGGGGCGGGACUAGGAGGCCAAGUCCUUGCCAGGUGAGCAACCAAAGCCACAAAGUCACUCAGUGAGACACAGCGGCUCUUAUGUUUCCAUCUUCUACCCACCCAGGGCGAUUGGGUGAAGUACUGUGCUAGGAGUUCUUUACACAUCUAUAAUUCUCGAAGGAACUUCUGCAGUGGGUGUCCAUACCCCGACCUUAAAAAUGGAGAGACUGAAGCUCAAAGAAAGGAAGUACUUGCUUGGGUCACAUGUAACAGUGGAGCCUGGGAUUUCAGACCAGUUUCACAGGUCUCUGGAGCCCUCUGCUGUCACUUGGCAGUGGAACCAUAGGGCACGGAAGCCAGACCAAAAGACCAGGGCUGGGAAAGGGGACAUCACACGGUGGUAGGGGUGGGAGGAGCGGUGCUGAGAUGUGGAGAGAAGGUCCCAAGCAGCUGCCUCUUGCCCAGGGCCCAGAGCUACAGCACUGGCCAAGCCAGAAGCAGGCACCAGCCCUUUGCCCCAGGGCCAGAGAGAAGGCUAGAGGGCCAGAGGAGCAGGAAGAGGCUUCCUGGUUGAUCAGCACUCUGCUCGCCACCCGCCCCCCCCUAGUCUCCCUUGGGGCCCAGGUGACCUUUCCCCCAGAUCCCAGGGUCCAGGCCCUCCCCUGCAGGGAGGUGUGGGGGAUGGAGGCAACUGGGAUUGGUUUGGAGCCGGCAGGGGCGUGUCCUGGCCUCCAAGGAAGGAGCAGAGCAGGUGGACUCCCAAGAUAGACCAGGAGCUGCCUGGCAGCCAGCGGCUUCUCUGACCCAGACCUCUGCCCUCCAAGACAUGGCCCCGGGCUCCCUCGAUCCCCAGCCCUGUGGCCUUGACAGGGUGAAAACAGCCUAAGCACCGCCACUCCAGGGCCUGUGCCCACCCCCUGGCCCCUGGCCCUGAGGCCAUGGAGACAGUGCCCCCAGCUGUGGACCUGGUGCUGGGUGCUUCAGCCUGUUGCCUGGCCUGUGUCUUCACCAACCCCCUGGAGGUAGUGAAGACGCGGCUGCAGCUUCAGGGGGAGCUGCAAGCACGGGGCACCUACCCUCGGCUCUACCGGGGCUUUGUGGCCUCCGUCGUCGCGGUGGCUCGUGCAGAUGGGCUGUGCGGCCUGCAGAAGGGGCUGGCUGCCGGCCUCCUCUACCAGGGCCUCAUGAACGGUGUCCGCUUCUACUGCUACAGCCUGGCAUGCCAGGCUGGCCUCAGCCAGCAGCCGGGAGGCACCGUGGUUGCAGGAGCUGUGGCGGGGGCACUGGGAGCCUUCGUGGGGAGCCCUGCUUACUUGGUCAAAACGCAGCUGCAGGCCCAGACGGUGGCCGCAAUGGCCGUGGGGCACCAACACCAUCACCAGAGCCUCUUGGGCGCCUUGGAGACCAUCUGGCGGCAGCAGGGCCUGGCAGGGCUGUGGCGGGGCGUGGGUGGGGCCGUGCCCCGGGUCAUGGUUGGCUCUGCCGCUCAGCUGGCCACCUUUGCCUCUGCCAAGGCCUGGGUGCAGGAGCGACAGUGGCUCCCGGAGGACAGCUGGCUGGUGGCCCUGGCCGGGGGCAUGAUCAGCAGCGUAGCUGUGGUUGCUGUCAUGACCCCCUUCGACGUGGUCAGCACGCGGCUGUAUAAUCAGCCAGUGGACGGGGCAGGCAGGGGCAAGCUAUAUGGCGGCCUCGCCGAUUGCCUGGUGAAGAUCUGGCGGCAGGAGGGCCCCCUGGCGCUCUACAAGGGUCUGGGCCCCGUCUACCUGCGCCUGGGCCCCCACACCAUCCUAAGCAUGCUCUUCUGGGAUGAACUCCGGAAACUGGCCAGGCGGGGCCAGCACCAGGGCAGCUAGGCGGUGUCCUUCACCCCAACACAGCCGGCCACUUGGCAGGACAUGAUGGCCCGCUGCAGCUGGGAAUGGCUGUUCCAUAGCCAGCCCAGGCCCAGGCCCUGCCACAAGGUCCAGGGAGAGUGUGGUCAGACAGCUGUGGUCAACCCAGCCCCUGGGCCCACAUAGGGCCAGCGGACCCACCUGGAAUCACCACCCACUCCGUUCUCCAGAAGUGUUCAUCCUUCUCUGUCCCAGGUUACCUUAUCCCAGAGCCUUACUCGUCACAAUAACUACUCCAAGGUGUGAACAGCGCUGUGAGCUGGGUCACAUACAAUAUCAACCUGCUUACACAGUGAAAGUGAAAGUGAAGUCGCUCAGUAGUGUCCGACUCUUUGCGACUCUAUAGACUAGCUUACCAGGCUCCUCUGUCCAUGGGAUUUUCCAGGCAAUAGUACUGGAGCAAAUUGCCAUUUCCUUCUCCAGGGGAAUUUCCCAGCCCAGGGCUAGACCUGGGUCUCCUGCAUUGUAGAUAGACACUUUACCGUCUAAGCCACCAGGGAAGUCCUGGGAGGUAUUAAAACUCUGUUGCUGAUGAGGAAGUGGAGGCUCAGAAAGGUGAAGUGCUUUGACCAAAGCCACAUAGCUUUGAAGGGUCAGAGCUGGAACUGGGACUCACCUCUGCCCACCCCCGACCUGUGUGCCCUUGGUGAGAGCCAGGACCAUGGAGGCCGGAGUGGCCCUGAGGGAUCACUGCACACGUGGGGAGGUCCUGGGGAGCACCGUGAGGCACUGGGGCCAUCAUCUGUGUUAGUCUGCCAAGGCCACCAUUACAGAGCUCCUCAGACUAGGCAGCUUAAACAACAGAAUGUUCUUUUCUCACAGUUCUGGAGACUACCUGUCCAGGUUUGGUUUCCUCUGAGGCCUCCCUUCUUGGCAUGUAGACACCUGUCUUCUCCCAGGGUCCCCACCUGGUCUUCCCUCUUUGUGUCUGGGUCCUAAUCCCCUCUUAAAAGAACACCAGUUAUAUUGGAUUAGGCCUCAGGCUAAUGACCUCAUGUUCCUUAAUUACUUCCUUAAAGACCCCAUCUCCAAAUACAGUCACCUUCUGAGGUUAGAACUUCCCUACAUGAAUCCGGGGUCAGGGAGGGGACACAACACAGCCCCUCAACUACGAGCUUUUACUGAGGGUCUCCUAGACGCCCAGCACUGUGGGCAUUUGCACAGAUUCUCAUGACAGUUCUGAAAGGUAGCUCUUGAUGCGCCCAUUAUUCAGAUGAGCAGACUGAGGUCCCAGGAAAGGAAGCAACUUCCCCAAGGUAGUAGAGCUAGGUAUCCUCAUCCCAGACCCUUUUCUUUGUCCAAGCUGCAGCCACACUCCCCCCAUGGGUGUGUCCCUAAGGCACUGACCUUUGUGCUACAGAAGUGGGCGCUGAGUGCCUGAAGAGGCAGGACUGGCUGAAGUCAAGUGGCCUGAACUGCCUUGCCCGCCACACCCCAUGUCUGCAAAGAGCUGCUCCCCAGGCUCAGCCCUACUGCACACUCCAAACCAAUAAAGUUUUCUAUUUUGUCUACUUCAA
Molecule: messenger RNA, 3976 nt
Organism: Capra hircus (goat)
Lineage: Eukaryota; Metazoa; Chordata; Mammalia; Artiodactyla; Bovidae
Gene: SLC25A34
Product: solute carrier family 25 member 34
Exons: 5
Coding region: 1506-2420 (304 amino acids)
Source: RefSeq, a predicted model, not a curated record